AUUAUAUAUAUAUAUAAAAGAAAAAUAGCCCUAGUCAAGAUAAAUUCUGCGUUUCUGUUCCCUUUGGUCUCCUCCUCCCUAUUCUCUCUGCAGGUUUGAAGUUGCUCCGGUAAUUUAUACAGUGCUUACAAUGGCUGGGAACCGAUGGCUUCGACCCGAGGUGUAUCCACUGUUCGCGGCCGUUGGUGCUGCUGUUGGGAUCUGCGCGUUUCAGCUCGUCCGCAAUAUCUGCAUCAACCCUGAAGUCAGGGUGACCAAGGAGAACAGGGCUGCUGGAAUUUUGGAGAACUUUGAUGAGGGAGAAAAGUAUUCUCAGCACUUCGUGAGAAAAUACGUGCGCGGGAGGGCCCCCGAAAUUAUGCCAUCAAUCAACAGCUUCUUCACUGACCCUAAGUGAAGCAAUUUAGUGAUGUUCAGAACUAAUGUUCUCAUUUCUUUCAUUGUUGAUUGUCAUAGAAGUUUGUGUCAACUUGGCAUUUAUUAGGCCUGGUCAAAUGGAAAUAAGAUCUGGAUGAGAACAUUGAUUUGAGUUUAUGUGGGGUGGACUAAGCAUUCUUGUGUCUGGAAACAACAUAAAGUUAAUUGAUAUUGUUCUCUAUACA
Pistacia vera is the source of this 602-nucleotide messenger RNA. RefSeq lists its product as uncharacterized. Lineage: Eukaryota; Viridiplantae; Streptophyta; Magnoliopsida; Sapindales; Anacardiaceae. The transcript has 3 exons. The record is from RefSeq and is a predicted model, not a curated record. The coding region runs from base 131 to 397 and encodes 88 amino acids.